AUGAACAACAAAAGUGUGUCUCCUGCUGAAACAAGUGAAAUUCAAUCAGUGAAGGAGGGAGAUUCAGUCACUCUAGACUCUAAUCUUACUGAAAUAGAUGAUGAUGAUCUGAUUAUGUGGAGGUUUGAAAACACUUUAAUAGCUGAAAUCAGUGUACUGGAGGACAGCAUGACUGUAUAUGAUGAUGUUCUUGAUGGGAGAUUCAGAGACAGACUGAAGAUGGACGAUCAAACUGGAUCUCUGACCAUCACAAACAUCACAACUGAACAUGAUGGAGAAUAUCAACUACAGACCAGCAGUGUGAAUAAGAGAUUCAGUCUCACCAUCUACAGUGUUCUCCCUGUUCCUGUCAUCAGCAGUAACUCUUCACAAUGUUCUUCAUCAUCAUCAUCAUGUUCAUUGGUGUGUUCAGCUGUGAAUGUGAGUCAUGUGACUCUCUCCUGGUACAAAGGAAACAGUUUAUUGUCCAGCAUCAGUGUGUCUGAUCUCAGCAUCAGUCUCUCUCUACCUCUGGAGGUGGAAUAUCAGGAUAAAAACACCUACAGCUGUGUGCUGAACAAUCCCAUCAGCAACCAGACUCAACAUCUGGACAUCACUCACCUCUGUCACACAUGUGCAGAUAAAGGUCUACCUUUACUGUACAUAGUGCUGAUCUCUGCUGGAUCUCUGCUGAUUGUUGCUGCAGUCGUGACGUGCUGCAUCUGCAAGAAAUGUAGAAAAACAGUCGAGACACAGGAGGAAGACGGGACAAAUGCAGCAUUGUGUAAACCAACGACACGAAAAACAAAAUCAAAGACGAAUGCUGUGUAUGAAAAUGUCCCUAAAAACCGGUGAUGAAAUACUCUCCCAUAUGCACGCGAGUAGUUAU
Messenger RNA from Megalobrama amblycephala (Wuchang bream), 868 nucleotides. Its product is annotated as SLAM family member 9-like. The transcript has 5 exons. The record is from RefSeq and is a predicted model, not a curated record. Bases 1 to 834 code for a protein of 277 amino acids. Lineage: Eukaryota; Metazoa; Chordata; Actinopteri; Cypriniformes; Xenocyprididae.